AUGGACUCUCUUAUUUGUCCGAUAACUAAACAAUUAUUUUCAGUUCCAGUUAUUGCUGAUGAUGGUUACACAUACGAAGAAUCAGCAAUUGUUUCGUGGAUUCAAGAAAACCAUACAAGUCCCAUGACCUGCCAAGCGUUAAGCCUCAGAAACCUGCGUCCCAAUCGCACUAUCAAAAAUUUAGUCGAAGAGUUCGAAAAUUCAUUAAGUGCUGUUAAUUAUCGAUUGAAAUUGAAUGUCGAUGUCAAAAAAGUUUCUGGAGCAAUGUUUCAGGUGAAUACUAAAGCUAUAUAUCGCGCUGAAUGGUUAACACGUCGGAAUGCUCCACCGACGAUAUUGUUAAAAUUAAGUGGUGUACAAGCAAAAAGAGAAGCAUCGUAUUGUGUACAAUUAAGUCGUCAUCCACAUAUUGUACGCACAUAUGGAGUGGUUGAACCAGCACCUCAAGAUUCGAUUAUGUUGCUUCAACAAUAUGCUCCUAAUGGAAAUCUUUCUGAUUUUCUCGAAGAUCAAUUAAGAGUUCCCGAUGAAGUUAUUCUUCUUGAAAUGUUCGCACAAAUUACAGAUGCAAUGACUUAUCUGGCAUAUAAUCAUAUCACACAUGGAGAUCUGGCAUGUCGAAAUAUAGUCAUAUUUCGUUUCAGUAAAUUUAAAUCUGAAGAUAAUCUUGUUAAAUUAACCGACUUUGGUCUUACUCAACAUUGUUCAACAUAUGUAUCGAUUAACAAUGAAUUAGCAAUAACUAAUUGCAUACCAAUACGUUAUGCAUCACCAGAAGUUAUUCAAAACAAAGAAUACUCUGAAAAAUCAGAUAUCUAUUCGAUGGGUGUAACUAUGUGGGAAGCGUUCUCAAAAGCAACAAUACCAUGGUCUCAUAUUGAGACUGACCAAGAAAUUCUCCAACGUAUAAUCUCAGGUGAAACAUUAUCUAAACCUCCUAUGUGUAGCGAUGAAACAUGGCCGAUCAUCUUGACUACUAUGAGUAUGAUUCCACUAGAACGACCGACAUUCUCACAGUUGAGACGUUCGUUAACAAAAUUACAAUAUCAAAUUGAAAAUAGAACACCGAGUCAUAAGGAAUUAAUGAUUAAACUUCAGCAAGUACUUCAAGUGGAUAUGCACGAAGUUGUAAUAGGUGUAGCUGUCGAAGACACUCUCGUGAAAUUAACUGGAUUACAUAUUUAUCAAGCAGAUGCCAUAUUUCGACGUGUGCCUGAUACGAACAUUACCUGUUUCCGUUUAAAAAUACCCAAUGAUAAUGAUUUGACAAUUUUUAUCAACUACUAUGAACAACGAUUCAAAAAUUUAAUACUACGACACAAAAGAGAUACGCCAGUAGAAUGGGUGAAGGUAUUCAUAAACACAAAUAUGUUGUACGCUCAUAUGGUAGCUAUCUUAUCUAGAGAAUAA
Adineta ricciae is the source of this 1410-nucleotide messenger RNA. The record is from the annotation of a GenBank genome assembly. NCBI's taxonomy places the organism in Eukaryota, Metazoa, Rotifera, Eurotatoria, Adinetida, Adinetidae.